Talaromyces rugulosus is the source of this 1632-nucleotide messenger RNA. RefSeq lists its product as uncharacterized. The transcript has a single exon. Gene Ontology annotation, molecular function: DNA binding. Gene Ontology annotation, cellular component: RNA polymerase III complex. The coding region runs from base 1 to 1632 and encodes 543 amino acids. Gene Ontology annotation, biological process: transcription by RNA polymerase III. Lineage: Eukaryota; Fungi; Ascomycota; Eurotiomycetes; Eurotiales; Trichocomaceae. The record is from RefSeq and is a predicted model, not a curated record.
AUGCCUCCGAAAGCGAAUCCGUCUGCGCCCCGCGCAGGGAAUCAACCCCAAGCUUCUAGAGAACAGGGAAACUCUACAACACCAUCAGCCUCCUCCCCGCCGGGACGACCGCCAGUCCAGCGCUUACAGUCCUUGACCAAACGCACUACAGGCCCAAGUCUAAGCAACAGAGCUGCCAUUGGUCUUGACGACCCGGACAAACCCAAACCAGCACUCAAGUUCAAGCCCCGCGCUCCGAUUCGACGCACAAAGGAAGAGCGAGAUGCCAUACUCAAGAUAGAGGAGGAGCGCAACCGGCAGAGGCUGGAGGAAGCAUCGGCAAUCCAACGCUCUCGCCUUGGUCCUGUUAAAAAGCCCAGAGGCGCUUUCCGAGGCCGCGGGGGCACCUUUGGUGGACCCAGCAUGAGAGGCGGCCCAAUGCGUGGCCGUGGCGGUCGAUUCGACAUGGAUUCGCGCGCGUCUUCAAUUUCUAGACACAGCAUGCCUGCAUGGGGUGGUGGCGAUGAGGGUCCAUAUUACUCCUCGGAUGAGGAAACAGGCGGUAUUCGCACCAGUAUUGACCAGAUCAACCUUGACCGCGAUGGGGACGAUGAAGACGAGGUGGAUAAAAAGGGCAAAAAGGCUGUUCGUUCCUCUCGGCCAACCUAUAGAGGGCCGCUGCCUAUUCGAGUCAUACGACAUGAACACGAGGAACGAGUUGUCGGUGUGAACACGGAAGCAAGCUCCAGCACCUCGGCCGAAUUGCGGCGGGAGGCAAAGGAAAAGGAUCAACAGGGCGACACUGAUGGCGGCCUCUUUGUUCCACAAGAUACUGAGGAGCAAAAGGGCCCCGCGGUCAAACCUGAGCCAGCGGAGGAGGAUGUCUCCAUGUCUGACCUGCCACCUGCGCACGUCGACGACGACGACGAGAACCCUCUUCCAGAACAGACGACUAAAGCGCGAAAGACGGUCACCAUCAAAGAUCCUCGAAGCUUAUUGCGCACAAGGGAAGAAAUCGAAGAGUUUUCCCGGCAUAACGAAGACCUUGAAAUGAUGAGGGAGAUUCUUACUUUGGAAGAAGCCGAAAGGACGCCGGCCAAGCCUAGCGAGACGGCAGACACUGAGACUGAUGGUGCUUCGGAGCCCAAAGAAGAGACUGAAGAUGAGAAACUCGCUGAUGAGAAAAACGCCGGAAAGCUGUUCCUGAUCCAAUUCCCGCCAUUAACACCAAACCUGGUCAUACCUGGAGAGGAGGGGACAGACAACCAGAACGAUACCAACGACGAUGUCAUGAUCACACAUUCCAACACUAGAACAGAUCAGCCCAAAGUGAAGGUCGAAAAUGAGGACGCCGACUCAAAGGACCACAUCAAACAACCAAGUAAGCUGGUCACCGCGGUGGAGAAACAACUCCCUGCGGGUCGUGUUGGACGAUUGAAUCUGCACAAGUCGGGCAAGGUCACGUUGGACUGGGGCGGUAUCAGCUUCGAGUUGGACAAGGGCGCGGAUGUCAAUUUUAAUCAAGAAGCGCUCAUUGCCUCGACGCCGGCGACUGGCGCGACAGCUGAUGAACUGGAGGAAAAGCAGGUUUGGGCAAUGGGCGAGCUCAGUGGGAAAUUUAUUGCAAGUCCAGAGUGGAAUCGACUUUUGUGA